Pelodiscus sinensis (Chinese soft-shelled turtle) is the source of this 1652-nucleotide messenger RNA. Lineage: Eukaryota; Metazoa; Chordata; Testudines; Trionychidae. The record is from RefSeq and is a predicted model, not a curated record.
AGAAAUCCUUCUUCCAUCCCACCAUGUCCUAAAUGAGCGCACAGAUACAUUCAAGAUGUCAAGCAACAGCUCUUCAGGAAAUUGCACUGAUCCUGAUAUGGGAUUUCAGACCUCCCUGUAUGCAACCACUUACAUCAUAAUAUUCAUACCUGGUCUUCUAGCAAACAGUGCUGCAUUAUGGGUUUUAUGUCGCUUCAUCAGUAAGAAAAACAAAGCUAUUAUUUUUAUGAUUAAUUUGUCUGUAGCUGAUCUUGCUCAUGUGCUCUCGUUACCUCUUCGAGUGUAUUAUUAUAUAAACCACGUGUGGCCUUUUGGGAGUUUGCUUUGCCAGUUCUGUUUCUACCUGAAGUAUCUCAAUAUGUAUACAAGCAUCUGUUUCCUUACCUGCAUAAGCAUUCAAAGGUACCUUUUCCUCCUCUAUCCUUUCAAAGCCAAAAACUGGAAGAGUAGGUAUGACAUUGCCAUUAGUGCUGCUGUAUGGAUCUUUGUUGGAGCUGCUUGCUCACCUGUUCUAAUUCUGAGAAGUUCUACCCCAUCCAACAAUACAAUUACCUGCUUUGCAGAUCUUAAAAUAAAGCAAAUGACUAUGGCAACUUCUAUUACUUUAGUAACAGUGGCUGAAUUAUCAGGGUUUGUGAUUCCCUUAGUUAUUAUUGCAUAUUGCACUUGGAAAAUGAGACAAUCUCUACAAGAAUCUGAAGUGCCCUUGCAACAGAGAAAUGAAAAAGAGAAAGCUUUACGGAUGAUCCUGAUGUGUGCAGCUGUAUUCUUCAUAUGUUUCACACCAUAUCAUAUAAACUUUCCUUUAUUUAUGAUGGUGAAACAGAAUGUUAUUACAAACUGCUCCAUACUCAGAAGUACACUUCAUUUUCAUCCAGUUUCUUUAUGUCUAGCCAGCUUGAACUGUUGUCUGGAUCCAAUUCUUUACUACUUUAUGACAUCAGAGUUCCAGAAAAAAUUAUUGCAAUGCAGUGACUUUGCCCUCCGGAGUUGCCUCAUGGACAAAGAGAGUGACUCAUCUUUCCAGGACCACAGCGAUGAUUUUGAAACACAGAAACACUUCACACAUUUUAAAUGUUGGUCUGUUCGAAGGUUCUGGCCAAAUAAAUACAUGGAAGCUCCUCCAACUGAGCCAGAGAGACUUUCAUUACAGUAUCCCUUUUGAAGCUCAAGGCACUUUGCUCGACACAGAUGCACUCCAUGGAGAUCGCAUUAAGGCCAGACAUAUGUACUGAAUAACAUCUCUGACUUAAAACAUUCAACACAGAAAGACAUUUUAACUGUGUUUUAUAAUAUCAUCUAUCCCUCUCAUCCCACAACCUCCUCCUCACAAAACUUCCUGGAUCAUCUCUUAGAUCCCAUAAUUUAUCUCAAUUAAAAAGACACUUCCAAAUGUACGCUCAACAUCUGAUCUAUGUUUUAAAAUACCAUUGACCAUAAUGAGAAUUCCUGCCAAAACAGCUACAACCUACUGCUUCCAAAUAGGCUGUUUCCACCUGUGAGGCUUCUGUACCUACAAAAAUGUACCUUAUAACUAUGUCUCUUGCUUUUAGGCAAUGUUUGGUAGGACUUUUAUCCAAGAUAAAUUUAGAACAUCUGGGAUAUGUGAGAAUACAUUUUAAAAUCAUUAAAUUAAUGUUUUCUAUUGAAAA